UGCUCGCUCGUGAACUACAAAGUUCCCAUCUUUCUAUCUCUCCCUAUCUUUGCAUCAAUGGGUGUUGAUCAGUCUGCAGCUAAACCAGGAAACUCCAGUACCUGCACCAUUUCGUGCCCAUUGGAGAUGAAUACUGGUUUAGGAUAUUACAUGGACCAAAGGGUCGCCCGGGCGAGACGCUAUGCUCAUGAGGGAGUGGUCGCGGGAGCUAAAGCGGCUAUCAUGGCUACUGCUGCCAGUGCCAUCCCCACUUUGGCCAGCGUAAGAAUGUUCCCUUGGGCGAGGCGCAACCUCAACCCCACGGCUCAGGCCCUCAUCAUAUCCACUGUGGCAGGAGCGGCAUACUUCGUUGUAGCAGACAAGAAAGUGCUGGCUUCUGCAAGGAAGAACUCCUUUCGAAAUGCCCAAGAAUGAGCUCGCCCUGCUUGAUCCUGUUUCCUGCCUAUGUUAGAGCAUCAGUAGUCUAUGAAAGAUUAACUUCUUCGUCUUUCCCAUUGUAUACUUUAUUAUUAUGAAUACGAGACUGUAGUUGGCUAGCGCCUGUCAAGGAUUGAAAUUGAUGGCAUUAAUAAAAGAACUGAAUGAAGUUCACAAGAUACA
This is a messenger RNA of Nymphaea colorata (pocket water lily), 600 nucleotides long. Its product is annotated as early nodulin-93-like. The transcript is spliced from 4 exons. Lineage: Eukaryota; Viridiplantae; Streptophyta; Magnoliopsida; Nymphaeales; Nymphaeaceae. Bases 58 to 414 code for a protein of 118 amino acids. The record is from RefSeq and is a predicted model, not a curated record.